Molecule: messenger RNA, 1418 nt
Organism: Macroventuria anomochaeta
Lineage: Eukaryota; Fungi; Ascomycota; Dothideomycetes; Pleosporales; Didymellaceae
Product: peroxisomal NADH pyrophosphatase-like protein NUDT12
Exons: 3
Coding region: 114-1352 (412 amino acids)
Biological process (GO): NAD+ catabolic process; NADP+ catabolic process
Cellular component (GO): cytosol
Molecular function (GO): NADH pyrophosphatase activity
Source: RefSeq, a predicted model, not a curated record
GAAGUGCAUCCGGCAUUUGCCCUGAUCCUCUCCUUCCUGUACACCCCCUAACCAUAGACUGCUCUUGAGCAUUACCAUUGCCUCGGUAUAGAAAGGUGUAAAGAGACAAAAAUAUGGCCCCGCUUCCCCAGCCCGACCUCCCCGAGCCCGCGCACCCAACCGUCGAUUCGAUGUUGAGCCGCAAGUUUGGCAAGGAGGUUGCGAACUACUUCUCUGGCUCCCCGUUGAACCGCGUAUCCUUCCUGCGCCCCGACCACACCUUCCUCUCCUCAGCGCUGCGCCACUCCUCCGCAACGUUCAUCCUGUUCAAGAACAUCGAGCCGCUUGUGUCCUCGCCCACGUCACUCGCGCGUGUUUCUUACGCCGACGUCGAGCCCAUCAUCGGCAAGGAUAUUUUUCAUACCACGGAGGAGGAUGUUAUUGCGCAGUACAACUCGGACCUGUAUAUCCCGCAGAUAGUGUUUUUGGGGCUGGAUGAGCGGAAGGAGGGGUUUGUGUAUAAGGAGCAUUACAAGGGGCAGCCGUGGUUUGCGGUCGAUGUCACGCCCAAGGGGAGUGUCAAGGAGGAGGCGGAGAAGCUCAUCUCCAGGCUUCAAGGGAAGGGGCUGGACUUUAGCAAAGGGAGGAUGCACCUCUCCCUGCCCGCAGAAGAAGCGGCUAUAUACGCCGAAGCCCGCCACCUCCUCGACUGGAACGCACGCAACCCCUUCUGCGCCUCCUGCGGCUACAAGACGCUCUCUGUAAACGCAGGCUUCAAGCGCACCUGCCCGCCAAAAGACAUUGCAGCCGCAGUCAACAGCUCGACCCCCGGCGAGCGCCCGCCCUGCGCUACACGCACCGGCGUAUCAAACCUGUGCUUCCCGCGCACCGAUCCCACGGUCAUCAUGGCUGUCGUCAGCGCAGAUGGCAAAAGAGUUUUGCUGGGCAGGCAGAAGAGGUGGCCGCAGUACUGGUACAGCACGCUCGCCGGCUUCCUUGAGCCGGCGGAAAGCGUCGAGGAGGCCGUGCGCCGCGAAGUCUGGGAGGAGUCCGGUGUGCAUCUUGGGCGCGUCGUGAUUCACUCCACGCAGCCGUGGCCGUACCCAGCGAAUCUGAUGAUUGGCGCUAUCGGACAAGCGAUUCCAGGGGGUGAGACGGUGCAUCUGGGUCACGAUGCAGAGCUCGAGGAUGCGAAGUGGUUUGAGCAGGAUGAGCUCAGGGAGGCGCUGCGGGUAGGGACCAGUGGACUGGGCGAGGAGCCGGGGCCGGAGUGGAAGGAGGGAGGCUUGAGGUUGCCGCCCAAGACAGCGAUUGCGUAUCAGUUGAUUAGUGCGAUGGUGAAUGGGUUUGCGAGCGGGUCGCCUAUGAUCUGAGCUUCAGUUCACGAAGCCGGUGUGGAAGAUAGGCGUUGGAGUUGAGGGGAGGGUACAGAGUAGACG